Molecule: messenger RNA, 2804 nt
Organism: Cygnus olor (mute swan)
Lineage: Eukaryota; Metazoa; Chordata; Aves; Anseriformes; Anatidae
Product: ADP-ribosylation factor-like protein 3
Exons: 5
Coding region: 1279-2136 (285 amino acids)
Biological process (GO): cilium assembly
Cellular component (GO): microtubule cytoskeleton; cytoplasm
Molecular function (GO): GTP binding; GTPase activity
Source: RefSeq, a predicted model, not a curated record
CCGACGGUACCGGGGGUGCCGGGGCCGGGCUGCGCUCGGCACAGGGCCAGGGCCACGGUUCUGUGCCCGUCGGCAACCGGGAGGGGAUUUGGGGAGGUUUGGUAGGGUUUGGUGGGAGAUAGGAGGAACCGGGUGAAGCACGAGCACCGUGGCGUUGUGCUCACGGGGCUGUGGGUGACUGGGGUACGAGGUGUGGGGUGAACCCCCCGACAGCUGGCAUUGCACCGGUGUGGGUCUGCGUGGGGAGAGGCGAAGCGUUAACGCCGGCAGCGCGCACGCACGGCAGCGAGGCCGAGGCCGGUCGCGCCUCUCGCCGUCCCGUUGUUUGCCUUGGCUCUGUGACGGGAGUUAUAAAUAAAAAUGUCUCACCCCGGGUGCGUGACUCACGGCCCUCCCUGCAAGGGUAACCUCGGCUAGGAAACCUGAGCCGGGGACCGAGCCGCAGAGAGAAGCGAAUGCACCACUGGAUUCACGUAUUUUCACAUAUUUAUCCCAAAUGUUGACCGGGCGAGCCCCCUGUCCCACCGGGGUUAGGGUGGGCUGCUGGGGACAGCGGUGCCUGUGCCCCUCCGCACCCUGUCCCCUGCUGGCUGCCAGCAGCCCGGGGGUUUCCCUCCGAUGGGAGCAGCUGACGUGGCCCAGGGUGGCUCUGGACAGCCGUGCCCCGGCGUUGCCUCCUGCUGCACUCCGGGAUGCAGGCAGUGGGAUGCAGGGAGCAGGAUUCUGGCCCCACAGGAUGGUCCCGGGGUGAGGGCUGCAGCCCUGCUGCCCUCCUUCUGUCCCCAUCCCCUGCCCAUGGCACCCCUGUGCCGGUGACUCCAGCACGGCUUUGGGAGCUGGGCUGGCACUCGUCCCCGCUGCGCUGUGCUCGGCGCCGUCUGGCGCCACGGGGCCGAGGGGAUGGGUUGUGGCUGCUGGUGUCACCUCAUCCUGCUGAUGCAAGUGGAAUGUGGGGACCGGGAUGUGCCGGAGGAGGCGUCGCCCCUUGCUGUGCCAGCUCCACACACCGAGAGGCUCUGCCUGCCUCCGCCAUCCCAGCUGGGGCCACAGUGCCUCUCCUGGGGGCACCCGUGCCCUGGCUGUGCCACUCCAUGUCCCUUGGCCGCACUCUGCCAGGGCAUCGUGCCCACGAUGCCCAGGUACCGCGUCCUCCUGCUGUGCUGGCGCCGUGGGGAGAGGGGAUGCUCGGUGCCCCCCGGUUUAUCCUGGGGGUAGGGAGCAGGGGGAGGUGACGGCUGGGUGACAGCUGGCUGGGGGAUUUGCCGAGGGCAUUAUUUAAUGCUGUGGGUAAAUGGAGAAACAGCAGCUAAUUCUGGAGCCCGUAAUCCUCUUCCUCCCCCAGGGAUGGGGAGCGUGCCAGUCACGCAGAUGCUGGUGGCCCCGAGGACAAGCCCCCGGAAUCCCCCAAGGCGUGCCGCGGGCUGCAGCCGCUCCCAGACCAUGGGUGAGGUGCAGAAGCGACCCGGCACCCCGCAGGGCUCCCCCAGCCGCCCGCGCCCCCAGGGGCUGCUCUCCGUCAUCCAGAGGCUGCGGGGCUCCCCGGGGCAGGAGCUCCGCAUCGUCCUGCUGGGGCUGGACAACGCGGGCAAGACCACGCUGCUGAAACGCCUGGCGUCCGAGGAGGUCACCACCAUCACCCCCACCCAGGGGUUCAACAUCAAGAGCGUCCAUUCGCACGGCUUCAAGCUGAACGUCUGGGACAUCGGGGGGCAGCGCUCCGUCCGCCCCUACUGGAGGAAGUACCUGGGCAGCACCGACCUGCUGAUUUAUGUCAUUGACAGCGCAGACCAGAAGCGCUUUGAGGAGACAGGACAGGAGCUGGCCGAGCUCACCGAGGACGAGUCUCUCACGGGGGUCCCGCUGCUGGUGUUUGCCAACAAGCAGGACCUGGUGACGGCAGCACCUGCGGCCGAAAUCGCGGAAGGCCUGAGCCUCCACACCUACCGGGACCGGGAAUGGCAGAUCCAGGCCUGCUCAGCCCUGUCCGGGGAAGGAGUGCAGGUAGAGAGGCGAGGGCUCUGCGGGGUGGGAGAAGACCUAAGGGCCUGCCGUGCUCUGAGGCUGUGCUCACGUCUCUCUUCCUUCCAGGAUGGGAUGAACUGGAUUUCCAGCCAGAUCAUGAACAGGAAGAAGUGAGAGCUGUGAAGUGCCAGACUGGACUGAGCCGCGGGUCCCUAAGCCAUGGCCAACCGCCCUGGUCCCCACACUCCUCCCAAAGGCUUGACUGGGCCCUGAGCCUCAAACUCUUGCUCAGAUGGGUUUUCCACCUAGUCUUUCACUGCUCGUCUGCCCACAUCACUCUGCGCACCCCAGAUAAAGAUGCAGCCGAACGGUGUGAACCCCUCCGUUCCUGCAGGAUGUGGCUGCUGCCUCCCCAGCCAGGGCGGCCAGGCAUUGGGACGGAUUGCCCGGGGAGGUGGUGGUGUCACCGUCCCUGGGGGCGUUCACGGAGAGGUUGGACGUGGUGCUUGGGGACAGGGUUUGGUGACAGUGGUGGUAUGGGGGUGGUUGGACCAGACGACCUUGGAGGGCUUUUCCAACCCUAAUGGUUCUGGGAUUCUAUGAGAAUGAUUCUGGGAUUCUAUGAGACAAGCUGUGGAGCUUAACGGCCGUGGGUGGCUCUCAGUAAAGCCCAUGAUGCCCGCACCACCUCAGCCAUCCCUUCCUAUGCCGGGGAGCCCCACCCCGGGCCCCCAAAGCCCGCCGCCAUCUUGUGAGGCGUUGCCAUGGCAACAGGGCUGCCGGGCGGGGAGGAGGAGGCACCACCACGGGCCGCGCACGUGACCGGCACGAGGCGUACCGGA